Meira miltonrushii is the source of this 891-nucleotide messenger RNA. Its product is annotated as RNA-binding domain-containing protein. Lineage: Eukaryota; Fungi; Basidiomycota; Exobasidiomycetes; Exobasidiales; Brachybasidiaceae. The transcript is spliced from 2 exons. The coding region runs from base 1 to 891 and encodes 296 amino acids. The record is from RefSeq and is a predicted model, not a curated record. Gene Ontology annotation, cellular component: ribonucleoprotein complex; cytoplasm; nucleus. Gene Ontology annotation, molecular function: mRNA binding.
AUGCCAAACGGAACUGGAACUCGUCUCUAUGUGGGCAACUUGGCCCCUGAUACGCGAGAGAGCGAUUUAGAAGAUCUUUUCAAAGGAUAUGGAAAAAUCGUUGAUCUUCGUUUGAUGGGUAACUUUGGAUUUGUCGAAUGGGACAGACCUGAAGAUGCAGAAGAUAUCAUGAAAGACUUCAACGGAAAGAAAUUCAUGGGAGACAAUCUGAAAAUCGAAUAUGCCAAGGAAAGUCGUAAGAAUCGUCCUCCUGGCGCUCCCGGUGGUCCUGGCGGUUAUGGUCCCCCUCCCCCAGGAUAUGGAGGAUACGGUGGUGGCGGUGGCGGCUACGGUGGCUACUAUGAUUACUACGGAGGAGGUUACGGAGGCGGUUAUGGUGGAGGUGGCUAUGGUGGUGGUCGUGGAGGAUAUGGCCCACCACCACCAGGCUACGGUCCACCACAACAACGUUACAACAAUCAAAACCAAAGACGUGGUGACAAUGUCCGCCGCGGUCAAUACCGUCUCAUCGUUUCCAAUUUACCACCAAACACCUCAUGGCAAGACUUGAAAGAUAUUGGUCGUGAACACGGUCGUAUCUCAUUCGCUGACGUUGAUGCACAAAGACCAGAAAAGGGUGUCAUCGAAUACGAUAAUCCAGAGGAUUAUCAACGUGCUCUUGACCGUAUCGAAGGCAUGGACUUGCGUGGUAACAAGUUACGCAUCGAUCCUGACCGUGCUGGACCACCAGCAGGACCUGCAGGAGGUGAAGAACGCGGCGGCGCUCCUCGUGAUCGUUCCCGUUCUCCUGGACCUCGUCGUCGUGGCGGAGAUGAUGAUCGUGAACCACCUCCACGUCGUCAUGACAGCCGUAGUCCACCACCACGCCGUGAGCCUACAGAUUGGGAUUAA